UUUUGACUAAGAGAAAGGGUAUGCUUCGCGAAAAACGACGCCGUUACAUUGUAGGAAAAAACAUACAUAUGACUGAAGCUCGCCUUGCUUUCCAAAGUUUUGCCUUGCACACUAAUCAAUUUUGAAAAUUGAAUCCUCUCUCUUCUUUCUCUCUCUACAAUCACAGAGAAAGCCAUAGAUGGCUGGCGAAAACGAACCCGCGAAGCUCCUUUUACCGUAUCUGCAGCGAGCUGAUGAGUUACAGAAGCACGAACCUCUCGUAUCUUAUUACUGUCGCUUGUAUGCAAUGGAAAGAGGAUUAAAAAUCCCUCAGAGCGAACGUACCAAGACCACUAAUGCCCUCCUUAUUUCCCUCAUGAAACAGCUUGAGAAGGAUAAGAAGUCUCUGAAGUUGGGGUCUGAUGACAGUCUAUAUCUGGAGGGAUUUGCCUCAAACGUCUUUGCAAGAGCAGACAAGCAAGAUCGUGCUGGUCGAGCAGAUUUGGGUACAGCGAAAACAUUCUAUGCUGCAAGCAUUUUCUUUGAGAUUCUUAACCAGUUUGGGCCUCUUCAGCCUGAUCUUGAACAGAAACAGAAGUACGCAGUUUGGAAAGCAGCUGAUAUUAGAAAAGCUUUAAAAGAAGGAAGGAAGCCUAUUGCAGGACCCCCUUCUGGUGAAGAUGAUCUGUCAAUUCCUCCAAGUACAAGUGGCAGAACAUAUGACAUUGGACCUAGUGAUUUGGUACCCACUAUUCCCAGACAGGGAUCUGAUUCAUCUGAGUUUUAUGAUUCCGGUAAUGACCGGCAGCAUUCUACAGUUGUUCCACCAUCGGAUCAACAUUCAACUCACACCCCACCACCAUUUCAAUAUCAUGAUAACGUCAACAACCAGUAUCAUUCUAUAAACACUCAACCACCACCACUGCCUACGCCAAGACAAUUCCAUGAUGAAGUCAACAGUCAGCAUUCGGCUAACAUCCCGUCCGCUCCUCAAACUUACCCCACCUCUGGUUACCCUUCACAUGAUAUCCACCCACCUCCAGCAAAUAGAUCUGACACUUCUGAUUAUCCGCAGACAUACCACCAACAACAGCCCUUUCCCGAAGAACCCCAUCAUCAUUUGCCUCAUAAUUAUCCACAAGAUACUACUUCUAACCCCUAUCCUCAUUUCCAAUCUUAUCCAAGUUUCUCCGAGAGUAGUAUCCCAGCAGUGUCUUCCCACUAUGCUUCUUACCAUCAAGGCUUGGAUGCUUCUUAUCCCCAGUCAGCUCCUCCAACGACAAGCUAUCAACCAGCUGCUCAACCCAAGUCAGCUAGCCGGAAUGGUUCUUUUAAAGAACCCGCUCCUGUCCCUCCCCCUCCCCCUGCUCCAGCAAAGUCAUAUGAGUAUGACUGUAACUACCAGCCACCACCUGAUAAAGUUGCAGAGGCACAAAAGGCAGCCAGAUUUGCAGUUGGUGCAUUGGCAUUUGACGAUGUGUCGAUUGCUGUCGACUUUUUGAGAAAAUCACUUGAACUAUUGACGAAUCCAUCCGCUGGUCAAUGAGCUUCUUUCAGUUAGGUGAUAAGGUUGAUUGUCCUUCAACUCUGGUUUUGUUGGACAGGGUGGUUUGUAAAUGUCAAAAGGAUAUAUAUACCGUGAGGUCUAUUUAAUAUUGAUACACUUGUGACCUGUGUGAAUCAUUUUUUUUUGGUUUUUGCCUGAGUUUCCACGAUACUAUUAUGAUGAAUGAAAAAAAGAAAUUGUUUAUUCUUUCUACCAA
This is a messenger RNA of Cannabis sativa, 1742 nucleotides long. RefSeq names its product protein HOMOLOG OF MAMMALIAN LYST-INTERACTING PROTEIN 5. The transcript has 6 exons. Gene Ontology annotation, cellular component: multivesicular body. The record is from RefSeq and is a predicted model, not a curated record. Bases 179 to 1525 code for a protein of 448 amino acids. Gene Ontology annotation, biological process: late endosome to vacuole transport via multivesicular body sorting pathway. NCBI's taxonomy places the organism in Eukaryota, Viridiplantae, Streptophyta, Magnoliopsida, Rosales, Cannabaceae.